UGCGGCGGGGAGACGCAGAGGCGCUUCCCCAGACGCCAGGCGGGGAAACCCGGGUUCAGCAGCCACGGCGGACCGGGCCGGGGGACAUGGGGGAUCCGGAAAGGACGUUUUCUGUGAUCUAAGAGGAAACGGAUCUUGUCAGUGUGAGAAGAAAACUUAAAGCGCAGAGAGGAAGAGAAGAAAGAGAGAAAAGGGGCGUUUUUCUCUGCAGAGAGAAGAAAGAAAGAAAGUGAGGAUUUUCCAGACGCAGCGGCGACGCGUUUUACUUCAACCGGUGGAAUUGAUUUGGAUCAGUCGCGGUCCAGAUGGAGGUCAGUGAGGACAAAGUGGCAGAAAGAAGGACCGGAGGUGAAAUUUCACACCUCAGCGCAGCAGCCAUGUCACAGCAGCUCAGCAUCGACAGCUGCUACGACACGCUGACAAAAGCCAAGAGCCAAAGUCUGGACGGCUUGAAGGAGCGGGUCUACACCUACAUGAGCGACAAUUUCCUGCAGAUCCUCAGGAACCCCGGUGUGUACGGCCGGCUGACGGCCGGGGAGAGAGAGCUCAUCCUGGCCAGGAGGAUGGAGGGGAGCAGGCUGCUGUCGGUGGCGGAGAUAAAUGAGGUGUAUGACCGGGUGGGCAGCCGGGAGAACAGCCGGCCGCAGAGCCCGUUAUCCGGCCAGCCGCCAGAGGACAAAAACCACCACCGGAUCUUCUGCUUCCACAGGGAGAAAAACCGGUGGGAGGUGCUGACCCGGAUGCCGGAGGAGAUCCAGACCAGAGGCUCCGGCAUCUGCACCAUGUACAACUACCUGUUCGUGGCAGGUGGCAUCAAGACGCAGGGAGACUGCGCCAAGGCGACGGACAAGGUCUUCUGCUACAACCCGCUCACGGACGUCUGGACCGAGAUCCGGCCGCUGUCCCAGCCGCGCUCCCAGCUCAAACUGGUUUCCAUGGACGGCUACCUGUUCGCCAUCGGAGGGGAGUGCCUGUUCACCGUGGAGAGGUACGACCCGCGGGUGGACAGGUGGAGCCCCGUCGCGCCUCUGCCCAAGGGCUCCUUCGCCGUUGCGCACGAAGCGACGAGCUGCGGCGGGGAUCUGUUCGUGUCCGGCGGGUCGCUCUUCUACCGGCUGCUGCGCUACGACUCCCGGCGGGACGAGUGGGAGGAGUGCCCGUUCAACGAGAGCCGGAGGCGGUCCACGGACAUGGUGGCGCACCGGAGCCUCAUCUACCGCUUCGACGUGAACCGGGAGAGGGGCGUGGACGUGUUCAAGUACAACACGGUGGUGAAGGUCUGGCACGGCGGCGCGUCCUUCCCGCAGGACAACCCGCUGCCCUUCCGCUGCGCCGUGCUCGGUGACCGGAUCUACUGCGUCAACAAGAGCCGGACCCUGCAGUUCGUGGUGGAGGAGGACCGGGAGGAGUUCCUGCCGGAGGUCCUGCCCGCUCCGGCCGAGGCCAGAGGAGCGCUGGUGCCCUUCGUCCUGACGCUGCACGGAGCCGCCUGACCGACCCCGGACCCGCCGCAGCUCCCCUCAGCUCUCCAAGCCUCCCGCUUUCUCUCUGAUCUGCAGUUUGCCACGGUGCCUUUUUGUUAUUAAUGAAUACGAUCAUUUUGGCAGGGCUUUGUGCGUCAUAUGCACUAACUUUUUUUCUUUUUUCUUUAUUUCUUUUAACUUAAUACGGGGGUUCACCUCCUGAGCGUCACAGGGCGCUGGGAAUCCACUUUUUGUGUCUUUUUACUUUGUUCAGCGCUUUUUUCAGUUUAAUCAGAACAGGAGCAGCAAUCUGACAACAGGAGUGACGAGUCUAACUUCACUUGUCAUGUUUCUGUCAUCAUGUUGACUCUCAAGUGAGGAAAUUCAGCGGAGAAAGUGAAGCUGCUGCGGAAAGGAGUGAGAUUACCCAACCAGCAGAAUGAGACUAACUAACGCUCUGAAAAUGGACCUUUGGGGUUUGCUUUAUGAUUCUCAUAAAACAGUGUAGUGGCUGUAGCAGUUUAUAAUGUUAGAGGGUUGCCAGUUUGAAUUCCUGGCUGUGCAAAAAAAAAAAAA
This is a messenger RNA of Myripristis murdjan (pinecone soldierfish), 2039 nucleotides long. Its product is annotated as kelch repeat and BTB domain-containing protein 11-like. Gene Ontology annotation, molecular function: protein binding. Lineage: Eukaryota; Metazoa; Chordata; Actinopteri; Holocentriformes; Holocentridae. The coding region runs from base 306 to 1493 and encodes 395 amino acids. The record is from RefSeq and is a predicted model, not a curated record. The transcript has a single exon.